AUGUCCUGCUACGACCUGUGCCCCCCCAGGACCAGCGCUGACCUGUGCCCCCCCAGGACCAGCGUGGCCGUGCCCCAGCCCAUCGCUGAGAGCUGCAACGAGCUGUGCGCCCGCCAGUGCCCCGACUCCUCGGCCUUGAUCCAGCCGCUGCCCGUGGUGGUCACCUUCCCCGGGCCCAUCCUCACCUCCUUCCCCCAGCAGGCCGUGGUGGGCUCCUCCGGAGCACCGGCCUUUGGCGGCUCCCUGGGGCUGGGCGGCCUCUACGGCACCGGCUCCACCCAGGCCUCGGGGGGCCUCUGCACCUUUGGCAGAGCCUACGCUGCUCCCGCCUGCAGCCCUUGCGCCCUGCCCCGCUACAGCAAGAAGUUCUGGGACACCUGCGGGCCAUGCUAG
Molecule: messenger RNA, 393 nt
Organism: Prinia subflava (tawny-flanked prinia)
Lineage: Eukaryota; Metazoa; Chordata; Aves; Passeriformes; Cisticolidae
Product: scale keratin-like
Exons: 1
Coding region: 1-393 (130 amino acids)
Cellular component (GO): intermediate filament
Molecular function (GO): structural constituent of cytoskeleton
Source: RefSeq, a predicted model, not a curated record